AUGUUCUUCUUGAACCCACAAUAUCUUAUUAAAUUACAUGAGACGAGAUCUGUCAUUUUAAAUGAUAUUAGUAUUGGAAUAUUGUUUGAAUGGAAUCGUGAGUAUGAUAAAUGGGAUGAUAUGGUUCAAAAGUUGAUAGAAAUGCCAUACACUUUCUAUUCAUUAAGAUAUCUCGUCGAAUCGGAAAAUGCCUUGUCUUGGGAUCAAAUCAAACGUUUGACAUCGGGGUCUCAUCAAAUAUCACUAGCAGCUAAUCUUGAUGAAGUUUUCAAUACCUUUUGUAAUGGGCAUACAUUGACAGAACUCCAGUUGACAAGAGUGAUAAAUAUGAAUGACGUUAUAUACAUCCCCAAAGUGUUACAAAGCUCGAUUGCUCACUCGAAGUUCAGACGAAUGAAAGUGUGGUUCAGUUGA
Molecule: messenger RNA, 414 nt
Organism: Candida tropicalis MYA-3404
Lineage: Eukaryota; Fungi; Ascomycota; Pichiomycetes; Serinales; Debaryomycetaceae
Exons: 1
Coding region: 1-414 (137 amino acids)
Source: RefSeq, a predicted model, not a curated record